This is a messenger RNA of Pelobates fuscus (common spadefoot toad), 2175 nucleotides long. RefSeq names its product decaprenyl diphosphate synthase subunit 2 (gene PDSS2). Gene Ontology annotation, molecular function: prenyltransferase activity. Gene Ontology annotation, cellular component: mitochondrion; transferase complex. The transcript has 9 exons. Lineage: Eukaryota; Metazoa; Chordata; Amphibia; Anura; Pelobatidae. The coding region runs from base 239 to 1402 and encodes 387 amino acids. Gene Ontology annotation, biological process: isoprenoid biosynthetic process; ubiquinone biosynthetic process. The record is from RefSeq and is a predicted model, not a curated record.
CCAUGCACGGGCUUCCGUACACAGAGAGUGUGUGUCUGUGACAUGUGCUUAGACCUGCAGCCAAAACCGGAAUUGUUUGUGUGUACCGGUAACCCAGCAUAUGUCUGUCCCUGGAAUGGACAGGGAUUGAAAAUAGGAGUACACCACAGGCUGAUAAGGGAGAAUACAGCACUCGAAUGACCCCCUGAUAGUGUGUAAUAUAUCCAAUACUUUAACACGCUUGGUAUUUGUAGUCAUCAUGUCUUUGGUCCAGUGUGGCCUUCGCCGUUUUGGAAUGCUUAGUUAUAGCUACAGUGCAAAUAGAAGAUUCAGCCUCUUCUCCAGCUCCACGUCUGCCACGCAAUGGAGCAAAGUUGUCUCAGACGCAGAGAAAAUUGUGGGUUAUCCGACUUCCUUCAUGAGCCUCCGUUGUUUGCUGAGUGACGAGCUGAGCAACAUAGCCAUGCAAGUCAGGAAGCUGGUUGGGACCAAACAUCCUUUAUUAAACACAGCCAGGGCGUUUGUGUAUGACAGUCGGAACAAUUUACAGAUGAGAGGCCUGGUAGUAUUAUUGAUUUCUAAAGCAGCUGGGCCAAGCAAAUCAUCAGAGGACUCUUUACAGCACGACAUGGUCAGCGGAAUUUAUGCCAGCCAGCGGAACCUGGCUGAAAUUACAGAGCUUAUCCACACUGCCUUCUUGGUACAUCGUGGGAUUGUAAAUAUUGAGGAGCUGAAGACAUGUGACGGACCUAUUAAAGACAUGCAGUUUGGGAAUAAAAUGGCCAUUCUGAGUGGAGAUUUCCUUUUGGCAAAUGCCUGUACAGGAUUAGCAGAUCUGAAGAACACAAAGGUUGUGGAACUUGUGUCUAGUGCCAUUGGUGAUUUGGUACAAGGGAUAUACUAUGAAAAUUCUUUCUUUCCCGAGAAAAACACCUUUACCGAUGACAUCGGCAUAGCCAAUUGGAUGGAGCACAUUUUCCUGUCUCAUGGUUCAUUGCUGGCCAAAAGCUGUCAGGCUGCAAUGGAAUUGGCAAAACAUGAUUCUGAGGUGCAGUCUAUGGCUUUUCAAUAUGGGAAGCACAUGUCUCUGAGUUACAAGCUUAAUGCAGAUCUCCAGCCGUUUAUAAAUGGUAAAUACAGUGGCUCAUCUUUUAGUCUCAACUCUGCACCUGUGGUUCUUCAUCAAGAUUCUAUAGGGAGAGAGGCUUGGAUGCAACAGAUCAAAGAGGCUCAACUAAAAGGAAACCUGAUAGACCUUGCAAAGUUGCAAGAGGCAAUCAAGGCUGGCAAAGGUGUUAGUUCUGCGAUUGACCUGUGCCGUAACCAUGGAGACAAAGCACUGGAUACCCUACAGUGCUUCCCUCCCUCCGAGGCUAGAAGCGCCUUAGAAAACAUUGUUUACGCUGUGACCAGACUUUCAUGACACCAAGUGGGAUCACAGAAUGCUGAUUUAAUUUUGUGCAAAUCAUCAGGACGUAGAGAGGGCUGCAAUGCUUUUAGGCUGUUGUCAGUGGCCCUGCCUGCCUGCCUGUUUUCAUUGUUCUUUAAUUCACUGCAUCACACAAUGGAUGGAUGUGCAACUUUUCCUUUUUAAUUGCAGGUGCUAAAUAUAGAAAAAGACGAUGGGGGGGAUAAGGUCAAACCGUUUUCUCUUGUCAUGCCAAGAAGCACACUUGAGGCUGAACCAGUAGAAAUAAUUAAUGAGGUUUGCUUCUGUGACCUCAGCAAAUGGCCAGGAAAUAAGUCCUUAUUGAUUGGACACAGUCAGGAUUGGCGCCAGUGUGGUGGCCUGUGGUUUUCCUGCUCCUGUGAGGGCACAAGGGGUGUGAUGCUGCAGGUGUCAAUAGGAAAUCUCCUCUGUAAACCCAGACACACAGAUACAGCUAUAUAAAUAUAUUUCUGAGCGCCGUGCACACACAUCAAGGACACUCGCAGCUGCUAUUAAACGUGGGAGCUGCUAAAAAUAUGCUCUUUUGUUUUUAUACGUUGUAAAGAUGAAAUAAUUAUGUCUUUAAAAUACUUCUGCUCGUCGUUAUGUCACUAGAAUGUUUGCUCAUCACUGUGUACAUUGUACGUUUGCAGAAUUGUGGUUAGCAGGACUCUGUUAUAAAUGCAGUAAUUAUUGCUGAUGUGUGAGCUCUGAUUUACAUACAGGGAAAUUGACAUCUCGUAUUAUUAAAGGUAAAUGAAUCUUAA